CACUCCUUCCUUUCCUACCUCUUCCCCCCUUUCAAACCUUGUCUUUUGGGAGCUUGAUGGCUUGCUUUUCUGCCCAAGACCGCCGCACAGUAUUCUAAUCUUUCGUCUUCCUCGCCCUCUCCACGCGCCCGACUCCGACCUUCCCGCCCGUCAGCCUUGGCCGUUUUCCCCGUUACGCACGGUCAUUUAUUGUCUGUGGCUGCGACCCAGACAGCUGGAGCCAGCCGCCUCCUUCCUCGACCUUCCCCGCGCCGAAGCUUAACGGAACAAAUCAGAACUAGCCCUUGGCCUGAACGCAACUCUACAUCAUACGAUACCCGCGCAAGCAUUGCCAACGCCCGCCGUCAAAACGACCGAAUCUCCACCCACGCGCAUUCGACGACAUUGAGUUGUAGAGCCCAAAUCCGAUCUUCCCCACACAAACGCUAUCGGCGACGUUUGUUCCAUCCGAUCCAGCACACUUCUUCGACCUCCUGAGCCAACACGCCUCCCCCAUAUCAUAGCCUGCGCGUCAACGACGGCGGAGGCCUCGAUUUCCACCAUGCCUGGGAUUCUGCCCAUGAAAGUGAUCAAGGUGGGCACGAGCUCGCAGAGCCGUAUCGCUCAGGCCUGCGACCGCUGCCGAAGCAAGAAAAUUCGGUGUGAUGGUAUAAGGCCGACGUGCACGCAGUGUGCCAAUGUCGGGUUCGAGUGUCGGACGAGCGAUAAACUGAGCAGGAGGGCUUUCCCCAGGGGGUACACAGAGUCGCUUGAGGAGCGUGUAAGAGCACUCGAGGCCGAAGUCCGUGAUCUCAAGGACCUCCUGGAUGAAAAGGAUGAGAAGAUCGACAUGCUGUCACGGAUGCACGGAAACAGCCGUCGCAUAACUGAGGCGCCCGCCAGCUGCACGACACCGCCUCAGGACCCUAGGAGAGACUUCCACGGCGUCACCCCUCCAAAGGAGGACACUUUCCGUGUCCAGGCGUCUCCUCUCCUUCUGGGCGUCGAGAACUCCGACUCAUAUUUCAUGGGCGCUUCAAGCGGCCGAGCGUUUAUCGAGGCGUUCAAGCGCAAGAUGCAGGAGAGCGGCAAAUCGUGCGCAGACUUCAACACCGAAGCGUUUCUCCACAUCCAAGGCUGCUACCCUCUCGUAGCAAACCCACCCCCCGAGCAGCUUCGUGUUCCGCCACGUCUGUUUUCCGAUCGUUGCGUCAAUGUCUUCUUCCAGGAAUGGGCUGCUCUCUUCCCCGUUCUGCACAAGCCGACCUUCCUCGUUAUCUACGAAGAGUUUGUGGCAGACCCCGAAAAGGUGAAAAGCCACCACAAACUUGCGCAGCUAUAUCUGGUGUUCAGCAUCGCCGCUCUCUCGGGAGAAAACCCCGAUCUCGAUCAGAUUGCGAUUUGUGAGCAGCAGUGGCAGAAGUCGCUUGAGGCCGUCAUGAUGGACAACACCAUCCUCACCCUGCAAUGCCUUAUUUUGGCACUCAUGUUCUGCACCGUCCGGGCGGAUUAUAAGCGCCUCCAACACUACAAGGGCAUCGCCGUCAGUCUGUCCCACAGGCUUGGUCUUCACCAAAGCCAGAAGCGCUUUUCCUUUGGAGCGCUUACCAUCGAGACCCGGAAGAAGGUGUUUUGGACGCUCUACACGCUUGACUGCUUCUCGGCAGCAAUCCUUGGCCUCCCCAAGCUGCUGAACGAGGACGACAUUCAUGCCGAGUAUCCAUCCGACACGGAUGACGAGUAUGUGACGGAGAAGGGCUUUCAACCUACACUCCCUGGCGAAUACACGCGGCUGUCUAGCGCUAUUGCGCUGUUCAAAGCUGCGCGUAUUCUCGCAACAGUGCUGGAGAAGAUCUAUCCAGCUUCAACGUCACAAGAACUGUCCCUGCAAAAGAUGACUGCCCUUGCUGCCGAGAUUGAUGACUGGUCCGAGAAGCUACCUCAGCAUCUCAAGCUCACAUUCAAGCAAGAUAAGCCGUCAACUGACGUUACGGGAAGCCGAUCCCCGCUGCUGGCUUUUGCUUACUACUACAUCCGAACGCUCAUCUUCCGACCCGCACUCGGCUCGAGCCUCGGGUCCAAAGCUGCGCCAGCCAUCUUCGCUGUGAGCGAAUCGAGCAAGCAUAUGAUCCAGAUUGUUCAGCUUCUCGAGGAGAGGAAUAUGUCCUUCUCCUUCUGCCUCAACAAAUCGGAUCUUCUCAUCAUCUGCGGCAUGGAGCUGCUUUACCGAGGCAUCGAUCUCAAGCAGGACAGCAAGCUCCUGAAGGAUACGGAAAGCCUUGUCAAUGCUGUCAUUAAAAUCGUUGGGAAGGCCAAGGCACCCGGCUCUUACGAUUUCAAACGUGUGUCCAACGCGCUAGUCACGGUGGACGACGCCCAGCAGCCCUCGGCGCUUCCUACUCCACCGAGCAACAGUCCUGAGAGUGUGAUUUCUGUUCAGUCUCAGCAGAGGGCAUCACCCCCGGCCGCUGUUCACAGCGCUUCGUCGACCCAGGCCCACCCGAGGAAAGGGUCUUGUUCACUGGGCCGUCUCGCCGGCGCCAGCAUGAGUGAGACUGAUUUGAUAUUGCAGCACGAUCGAAUGCGGAGGAUGACGCUGCCGCAAAAUGUGUCCCGGCCGGAACUGCCACGAUCGAAUUCUCGGUCUUCAUUCGACAGUGUCAGUAAAUACGAAGGACCGCAGCUCUCGAAGCGAGAUCAUCGGGUGUCUCUUUCGCAAGCACACAUGAUGGCGAGGGCAUCUCCACAGCCGAAACCAAACGGGGGCCAGAGUCUCGACUUCCUGUCACUCGGGGGGUCUUCACAACGUUCACAACCACCAUCCCCCGCCCAGUCACGGCCCCGCCACCAACCUGCAGUAACAUCAGCUUCUGCACAACAGCAGGCGCUGUACGCGGCCGCCAGUCAUAAUGGUCAGAAGAUUCCUUCAUCGACGGUUUCGGCAGCCGAGUGGGAGGCGCUCCUGGGAUCUAUGGACGGCGGCCAGGUCAACGUGUAUGACGCCAUUUACGGUGGCCCAGGGAUUUCGUUUGCGGAAACACCCGUUUCGGCGUCCUCCGGGGGUUGGUCACCAGACUCGUGGGACCUUUCAGGGUUCCGGAUCGGCCCUGGCGGCGAACUCGACGGGACGCCGGCACCCCAGAGCGUCCUAAGCAUGAGCGACGAGUCGCUAAGCUCUGGGGGCGAUGACGUCGACCUCGGGCUCGCGGGCAGUAGCAGCGGCCACCUGGAUUAUCGCCGCCGGCUCGUCCCGACAACCAUGACAGCGAGCUCGGACGGACUGAUGCUUGAUGGGUUUGAUACAUAUGGGCUCUAAAAAAUUUCUCGAGUGCUUUUAGCGUUUCUUCAUGCUUCUUGCUUUGGUCAUGCUGGCUAUCCUCUUCCUUGCAAUAGUGCUUCGACUUUUGCUAUGAAUUGCUUUUAUGUAUGGGCGGGUUGGAUUCUCUCGAUCUUGGUAUUCGAGCUAUAUAGGGUCUCUGCGCAGAGUAUUUCUUUGGAUAUAAGGGUAUGUUUGAUGUUUGGGAACGGUUGGAACGAGUUAUGACACGCGAUUUUGGGCCACUACGACGUUGGAGGUUGGAAUUCGCUGAUUUCCUGUUCGCAGAGGCGGUGGACCAAAGCUGGGGAGCCAUGAGAUCUGGCGAAUGAAAAUUCAGAAGCUGCUCAAUGAAGGAAGGUAGUCAAGGGAUUCGACAGUCACUUUUUAUCAUUGG
Molecule: messenger RNA, 3692 nt
Organism: Gaeumannomyces tritici R3-111a-1
Lineage: Eukaryota; Fungi; Ascomycota; Sordariomycetes; Magnaporthales; Magnaporthaceae
Product: transcriptional activator protein acu-15
Exons: 5
Coding region: 542-3295 (917 amino acids)
Biological process (GO): regulation of DNA-templated transcription; DNA-templated transcription
Molecular function (GO): DNA-binding transcription factor activity, RNA polymerase II-specific; DNA binding; zinc ion binding
Source: RefSeq, a predicted model, not a curated record